Molecule: messenger RNA, 938 nt
Organism: Aphanomyces invadans
Lineage: Eukaryota; Oomycota; Saprolegniomycetes; Saprolegniales; Verrucalvaceae
Exons: 3
Coding region: 44-838 (264 amino acids)
Biological process (GO): protein peptidyl-prolyl isomerization
Molecular function (GO): peptidyl-prolyl cis-trans isomerase activity
Source: RefSeq, a predicted model, not a curated record
UUGGACGAUAGUUAUUCCAUUCUCUCCAUCGUCGACCUCGAACAUGAUAUGGAAUGCGUCCACAGCAAUGCACCAGCCAUCGCCACGGCGCAAUGGCGCCUCCACGGGUACAACGUCUGGAUCUGCGAUGAAGAUCACGACAUUCUCCAUUGUUGCCGUCAUGAUCAUCUACUUCGUGUCGAUGCAGAAGAUGUUCUUCGCGUCGGCGGGAGAUUCGGCUGUCGGCGUCAAUGAUGCUCGGGCAGCUCUUCACAAAGUCCUGACCUCGACGGCGACUGCAACAUUGCCACCACAGCUCCCGAAGUCUGCGCGAAAUUGGACGCGGUCUCCUGGAAGACGCUAUGUGUGGAUAGACGUAGCUGUGGACAAUGUCCCAGCUGGGCGUAUCGUCGCCGAGCUGUACAUGGACAAAGUGCCCAAGACGGCCGAAAACUUUCGCGGGUUGGUCACUGGGGACAACCAGCACGGCUGGAGCUACAAGAACUCGACCUGUCAUCGCAUCUUGAAAGGGUUUAUCGUGCAAUGUGGUUCUUACAACGCCCAAGGUGGAACAAGCAUUUACGGCAAAGACUUUGAGGACGAAGCGACGGGGCUCACGCUCAAGCACUCAAAGCGCGGCAUUUUGCAGAUGGCAAACGCCGGGCCCAACACGAAUGGAGCUCAAUUCUGCUUCAUGCUCGGGCCUGCCAAGCACCUAAACGGCCACCAUGUCGUGUUUGGAGAAGUUGUGCAAGGUCUGGAGGUCCUCGACACCAUGGAGGCGGCCGGAGUUGCCACGGACGAUAACCAGUUAGUGCACAAAGUUGCGUUGGUAGAUGGCGGGGAAAUUUUUGAUUAGCUGUAAGCAAGAAUGUAGAGUUUCACAUUUGAAGUACUAGCUGGUUCGGAAGCGUGGAAUUCUCAUUAAUCCAAGCCACUCGGUCGUAUGUCAAGCCGAA